This is a messenger RNA of Lottia gigantea (owl limpet), 2155 nucleotides long. RefSeq lists its product as hypothetical. The record is from RefSeq and is a predicted model, not a curated record. The transcript is spliced from 11 exons. Bases 101 to 2155 code for a protein of 684 amino acids. NCBI's taxonomy places the organism in Eukaryota, Metazoa, Mollusca, Gastropoda, Lottiidae. Gene Ontology annotation, molecular function: protein binding.
AAAUUUGAAUACAUUAAAUGACAGCUGUUCAUUUGUAAACGUAGAUACACAGUGUUAAGAAUUCUGAUUUGAAGGAAGGAUAACAAAUACAUUCACUGUAAUGGCGUUAAGGAAAAGUAAAAUAUAUAAACUGAUAACCAAUGGAACGAGAGAGGCCUUGAUAAAGGGUAUGCAGGAGUAUCUACUUAGUGGGAAAAGUCCGAAUUUGAAAGAUCCGGAAACUGGAGGGACCUUGCUUCAUCAUAUUGUGAAUCAUUCGGAACGAUUUCGGGAUCCGGAAACAUUGACCAUUGUGUAUAUGUUAGCCUGUAAAGACGUGGAAAUAGAUGCUCAAGAUAACUAUGGUGACACGCCCCUUCAUAAAGUUGUUAGAGUUAAUGGUGCUCACAAAUUGUUGAUAGCUUUCAUGAGGAUUGGUGCUGAUUCUGGUGUGAAGAAUAACCAAGGUUUAACAGCAGAAGACAUUUUAUUAACAGAAAAACCUGAUGGUUGGCAGACAAAUUUACAUUUCUACAAUAAAUACAAACCUGGUUUAUGGCAAGCAUUGCAAGCAGAAGAACCAGACCGGAAGUUAAUCGAACGUCUGCUGAAAUCUUGGUGUAGAUUGACGUCAAUGAAAAAUGGAAAAGUAGCAGACUUCAAAACUCUUAUAGCCAAUGAUGUUAAAAAGACGGACUUAUUGAUAUUGUUAGAAAAAUAUGAGAAUUCUAUUGAACUUGCAUUAGCUUUGAUAGGUGGUCUUGGUCAUGAUAAGAACUGUGAUCCUGAUUUCAUUGACAUAGCACAUGAACAAUUCAGUCCCCAAAGGUCAGUUGCACCUCAACCAUUGUUAGCUGCCACGUGGGAAACCAACAGAUUAAGUGCUGUAGAAGUUUUGAUGGACUUAAAACCAGAUACUAAUAUUUUAUACUCAACUAAUCCCCCAGUUAUACCACCAAAACCUCUUUAUUUUCAUUUAUUUGAAUGUGAGUACAGACCAAGUGAUGUUAGAAUUAUUGAAAGAAUAUUCAAAGACUGUGAUUUUACUCUCAAAAACUAUGAUGGUCAAACCAUUCUAUAUGAACUAAUAAAAAGAAACGAAUCGGAUUCUUUGUUCAAAUUUGUGUUAAGUAAAAACAUCAAUCUGGCAGCAAGGGAUCUACUAGGACGAACUGCUCGUGAUUUCGCCGAGGAAUUUGGGAGACUAACGCAUCGUAGAUAUAUCGAUGAACACAUUUUUAAAUUAAUUAAAACAAAACAACUAGAAACUAUAGAAAAGAUGGUAAUUCAUAAUUAUAACCAUUUACACGACAUCAAAGAUAGUUCAGGGAAAACAACGGAAGAAUACGCCAAAAGACACUCAACCAAACAGAUUCAAGAUAUUGUAAAAUUAACCCUAGAUGUCCAGAAAUAUUGUAGACGUAUAUUCCAAGCUGUAGAAGAAGAUAUGAUAGAUGAUCUUCAGAAACUAUUAUCAUGUAAAAAAUACGCUGGUGCCAAAGAGAAAUGUGGUAAAACCAUUCUUCUGAAAGCUUUAAUGUUCAAACGACGAGAAAUGGUCCUCUAUAUUAUACGGAAUUUUGAUUUUAUUAUCAAUGAAUGUGAUAAUUUGGGAAGAUCUCCCUUACAUUAUGCCAAUCUAUUUAUGGAUGAACCGGAAGUAAUCGAUGAACUUGAAAGGCAUGGUGCAAACCGUGAUUUAGCGGAUGUGAGAGGAGUGAAACCUAUCAAAUAUAGUCAUAAAAUCUGUGGUAACCAAGAAUACUUGAAUUUAAUCAAACAGGUUGAAGAUCUACAUCUAAACAUUUAUAUUCACGAAACACAUUUCGAUUCACAAUUCCGACAUGCUAUACAGGAAGGUGAAUUUGAUGCGGUACAAAGACUACUCAGUGAUGCUUUACCUCAUGGUGAUUUAACCAGAUACAGCUCUGUUCUAUUUGAUUGUAUUGAUAAUGAACAAGGGGAUAUUGCUGUUUUUCUCAUUAUGAGUGGUUUUAAAACAGAUAUAUAUAAACAGUAUAAUAAAUGUGAUCCAAGUAAUCCAAUGUGUGCCAUGAUGGAAUGUGGACAUGUUAUGACGUCAUUUAAAGAACGGGCCAAACGAAAUGGGUGUAAAAGAGUGAUCCAUCUGAUGGAGGAACAGAAAAAGGAAUCUAAAAAAUCCACCAAAUUAUGA